AGCCAGCGCGAGGCGAGUCGCUCGAGCGCUCUCUGCGGGUUAGCUAGUUUGUUUAUUCCUUCUUGUUUGGUUCCGGUCGGUCGAGGAAAGAUGCAAGCUUCCAGAGAGGCUCGACACCUUCAGAACCACCGAUACCACUGACGGCUUGAUGAGUUUAUUCGCUCUGUUCCAAACCCUGCGGAAGAACGGAAGUGACAGACCGCGGGAAAAUGUCGUUACUUCCGGUGUGAUGAAGUCUUGGCGCGAUUCGACAGCUGUAAACAAAAAGACUCGAAAUCAGGAGUUGUGAGAAAUCCAGGAAGGUUUUAAAAUGAUGGAGAAAAGUGUGGCUGCUGCAGCCGCGGUCACUGCGGCCAGCGACGACUCGGUGGACAUCUAUGAAGGUCUGGACGUCAGCCUCGGCAGCGCCGCAGAGAACUCGUCUGCUGGGAGCUCUCAGCUGAAAGAGUCCAUGGAUCUUUAUGAGGAUCUGGUGAUGGAGGAGCAGCAGAGCAGAGAGUCGUCCUACCAGGAGCUGAAGUCCAGGUUCCAGGCGGCCCAGAACCAGAUCAGAGAGCUGCGGCGGAGAGUGGAGCAGAUGGAGGUCCAGAACACAGGUCUGAGCGCCGAGAACAACCGGCUGAAGAAGAACAUCUCCGCUCUGCUCCGCACCGCCAGACUGGAAGUGACGCGGAAAGACGCCGAGAUCCAGAGGCUCAAUCAGAGGGCCAUGUGGGGUCGACAUUCUUACCAGCCGUCCUUCAAAAAUCCAGAUUCCUCCUGUCCGAUCCCAGCUCCUGCUCCUAUCACUAGACCUCCUUCUCCUCCACCACUUCCAUCCGGUCCUCCCCCUCCCCCUCCUCCUCCUCCCCCUCUACCACCUUCACCCUCAGAGGAGGAGCAGCGUCCGAGGGAUCCUCCUUCCAAGACAGAAGGUCUGAGCCAGUCGUCUAAAGGAUCUUCUCACCACCAUUUGAAAAGAGACAGCGGGACGUCUGAAAAAGGAGCUAAAUCGGAACCGCACAAGUCCAGAGACAAAGACCAUCCGAGUGUGCGGCUGUCCGAGCCGGCUGAGCGCAGACACAGAGACGCUUCAGGUCCCGGCAAGAAAUCCAGAGACCCUCACAGAGUAGACAGAGAGUCCGGGCAAAGGUACGACUCCAGAACAUGCCGGAGCCGGCCGGCUCCGUCCUCCGACAACAGCCGAGAGCGGAGGCAUGACAAACCGAAAACCACGCCUCCAGAACCCAGCUCCAAACCCGACUGCAGCCGCGAGCACAGAAAGACCGGCGACGCCCCGUGCAAACGCUCCGACGCAGACGAGCGGAAAAGGUCCGGUUCCCACGCCGGACGCAACAGCAGAGAAGAGGAUCGGCGCAAAGAUCACCCGAGGAAAGAGGACAGAGCACACGAGGGAGAAAACAGGAAACACAAGAGGAGCGGCCCGUCAGAAUCCAGCCGGGAGCCACAGCGACCCAAAAAGCCGGAAAAACGGGAACGGAAGCACCGAUCCGUGGAGAGGCUGUCUGCAGAACCAAACCUGGAGGAGGACAGUCCCAACAGGAAGCUGUGCUUCAUGGAAACCCUGAACCUGACCAUUUCCCCCAUGAAGAAACCCCACAGCGCCGUCGGUACCGACACCAGAACCGGGCCGGACGUGGAGAACUCCCAGCCCAACCUGGAAGACAUGUGCAUCAUCGACGAGGUGGACAGCAGCGAGCUGGGAGACGAGUCGGGAGAGGCGGAUCCACUCCCGGCGUCCAGCUCAGAGAGCGCUCAGCUGAGGUCCGGCGAAGACCAGGACAAAAACUUCAGCGCCGACAGUUCGGCCCCGGCCCAAACCGCCUCCCAUCAGAGCCCCCCCAGAGGAAGCCCCGCCCCCAAAGCUGCAGAGAGGAGUUCUGAGGGAGCCGCCGAGGCCGAAGCUUCUGCCGGCGAUCCCGACCAUCAAACCCUUCCCCCUGAUCCCGCCGCUCAGCUGGACGCCAGCCAAACCUGCCCAGAAAGUUCUGGUGCUCCUGAAGGAACCAACCGGACCGAAGAGGCUGAACAAAGUGCAGAGGAGCCGUGCCCCGCCUCCUCCACCAGCGUCUGUCCAGAGAAGGACGCCGAGGCCGUGUCCAGCACCAUCAGCCUGGACUCGCUCCCGCGGGAGGGGCUGAGUCUGACCGACGCCAUUUUUGUGCUGACGCAAGCCGACAGCGGCCCGAGCGCCGCCGCAGAGCCCUCCUCCUCCACCGGCUGCAUCGCAGUCUCCAAAGUCAGCAGCACCACAGAGGAGGCGCCGGCCACGCCCAGGAAGACCUGCAGUCUGGCGGCAGAGCCCGGCAGCUCCGCCCCCCUCCUUCACGACGAAGACUCCAUGAUGACGACGCUCAGGAACCUGAGGAGGAUCCCCGACGCCAUCAGCCCCCUCAGGAGCCCCGCCCGCCUCGCCAAACAUCUGAUCCACCUGCAGAGCCGACAGGGGCCGGUGAAGAGCCUGCAGAGAGACUUCUCCGGCUCCACCGCUGACGCCAGCUCCAAGAGGCCAGACGUCAACAAGGAGAACAAGCAUCCGGGUUCCCCGGCAGAGCCCCCCGAGACGGCGCCGGAGCGGCCCGACAGCGACGUGGAGGAGGGGGAGAUUGUAAGCGAAAGCGACGAGGCGGCCUCGACCUCCCCUGUUCCUCCCCCCAAAAGGCCGAAGCUGACGGCGCCGGUCCACAACAAACCAAGUCCAACUGCCAGGAGGAAACCGGAAGAAAAGAAGGUCCAAAGCCCCCGGAACCGCUUUAAAACCGUCUCCCCCGUGAGCAGCAAGGCGUCCUUCUCCAGUGUGGAGGACGUCAUGGAGAUGUUCGAGUCGGUCCGAGCCCAGAUCCGGAAGAAGUACAUGAAGCUCCACAAGAACUUCCCCAAGAAGAGCUUCUACGGCGUGAUGGACAACUUCCAGAAGUCCUUCCUGGAGUUUGUGGACGGAGCUCACUUUGGUGACAUGUGCAGUGAGGAGGAGGAGCUUAAGUCCAGGCUGAAGAAGCUGAUCGGGUCCGUGUUCCAGAAAGUCCUGAACAACGGCAUCGUGAAGCGGAUCUUCGAGCAGCAGGCGGUGGACCUGAAGCAGAAGCUGUGGGACUUCGUGGACGUCCAGGUGGAGUAUCUGCUGCUGGACAUCCAGGCGGCGCUGAAGAGCCUCUGCAAACCCGCCGCCGAGAAAAAGGCCGCAAAGACGCCACGGCGCGAACCCAAGGAGCUGCGCUCCCCCAACCCGGACCGGGCCAAGGCCGGCGCCAUGGUUCCCUACAGAACCGGUCUUGGAAGCAGAGGGAAAAACAUCCGCAUCUCUCAAGGAGACGAGGACACGCCCGAGAAAGUUCAGCCGACGGACGGCGGCUUGAUGGAGCUCCUCCCACGGCGAAACCUGUCCUCCACCCCGGAGAAGAACCACGACCGACCCGACUUCCAGCUGCUGACGGAGCAGCAGGCCUCCAGCCUGACCUUCAACCUGGUGCGGGACUCUCAGAUGGGGGAGAUCUUCAGGUGUCUCCUGCAGGGGUCGGACCUGCUGGAGAGUGGCGGGAUGGGCGGGGACGCCGCCGCCGCCUGGUCCCUGGGCACGCCGAGGAAGGACGGCGAAAGGUUCCUCAGCAUCACCACGCCAUCCAAGUUCGAGUCCCCGUCCAAGCUUCUGUCCCCCGCCAAGUUUGACACACCCUCUAAGCUCAUCGCCACGUGGUCCAGUAUCUCGCCCCGCAGGGUUCUGUCCCCCCGAUCCAAGGACCCGGCGGCGCUCAACCCGGCGCUGUUUGACGAGGACUGCCUCCUCGAGGUUCCGUCGCAGAGCCGGGCGCCGCUCAAGUCCUACUCCAUCCUGGCCGAAGACCUGGCGGUGUCGCUCACCAUCCCAUCACCACUGAAGUCCGACCGGCACCUCAGCUUCCUGCAGAUCGUGUCCACGCCCGACAGCGUGCUCAGCGCACACAUCAGUGAAGACGCCCUGCUGGACGGCGAGGACGCCACCGAGCAGGACAUCCACCUCGCCCUCGACACCGACAACUCCACCUGCGCCUCCAACAGCAGCGCCACCUCCGAAGCCGCCGCCGCGCCGUUCCUCUUCAAGCCGGACGUCCAGAUGGAAGCGCUGGUGAUGGAGAGGUCCAACGACCACUUCAUCGUUAAGAUUCGACAGGCAGACGGCGGCGCCACGAUGACCGCCGACCAGAGCUUCAGCCGAACGCUGACGGAGGAGGAUCUGCAAACCGGAGAUCAGAAAACUCCAGAAGAUCCUCGUCCUCCAGAGGAGCGCUCCGAUCCGGCGCUUCCAGAGGAGAAGCAGCCCCUCUCUGCUACCUCAAACGUCUCAGCCAAUCAGGCGCUUCUCAGGGAUGACCACGGAAGUGCACCUGCAAACCAAGAGAACCCGGCACCGCCGCCGCUCUGCUCCAGUUCAGACAAGAACCAAACCACUCCGCCUGGACGGGAUCAGAGUUCCAGCGUCGGAGAGGACACGAAAACCUCGCCAGAGAAAGGUCACGAGAAAGGUCAGAAACGGAAGAAGCACACAGAGAAGUCCAAAAAUAAGAGGCCCAGGAACAAGGAGGAGGACGUCCUCGAAGAGGAGGAGCCGCUGGACGCCGCGCUGUCACCCGGCAGCAUGUCGGCACGCAACAUCGUGAAGAAGAAGGGCGAGGUGGUGAUGACGUGGAGCAGAGACGAAGAUCGAGCCAUCCUGAUAGAGCUGAAGAGCAGAGGCCCGUCCCGGGACACCUUCUCCGCUCUGUCGGAGAGGCUGCAGAAGCCGUCGGGACAGAUUGCACACAGGUUUUACCAGCUCAUGAAGCUGUUCAAGAAGCAGGAGAAGAUGGAGGCGUGAUCAGAGGAGACCAUGACUUCACCACUACAGUCCGUUCAGAACCAGCAGAAAGAACCAAACGUUUCUUUUUCUCAAACUGAGAUGAUCCAAAGUUCCCUCUGACUGUUUCUUUUGGUACUUUUCUGAUAAUCUUUCAGUGAGAAGAGAGAUCAGAUGUUUACAUGUCUGCUCAGUGAACAGAUCUGCCCUCAUUCUGAAAAAAUGCAAUAUUCUUGUACAAAGUUCUUUAUUAAAAAUUGUUUUAUUUAUUUAAAA
Messenger RNA from Oryzias melastigma (Indian medaka), 5086 nucleotides. RefSeq names its product caspase 8 associated protein 2 (gene casp8ap2). Lineage: Eukaryota; Metazoa; Chordata; Actinopteri; Beloniformes; Adrianichthyidae. The record is from RefSeq and is a predicted model, not a curated record. Bases 311 to 4831 code for a protein of 1506 amino acids. The transcript has 10 exons. Gene Ontology annotation, molecular function: transcription corepressor activity. Gene Ontology annotation, cellular component: PML body; mitochondrion. Gene Ontology annotation, biological process: Fas signaling pathway; extrinsic apoptotic signaling pathway via death domain receptors.